AUGGGGGAGGUCUUUCUAGACAAAGCCCUCGGGCUGCUGUCAUCAGACCGGCAGAAAGACCGCGCUGAUGGCAUAGCAGAUCUCAAACAUAUUCUGCAACAAAACAGACAAAGCUCCAAGCUAUUAGAACUGAGCGACAAAGCCUGCCAUAGGAUAUUUGAGUCUAUAUUUCGAUAUAUCGCUGUAGAGCGAUCUAUCUAUAGCAAAGCCCAACGGCCGAAUACCAAGAGCCCCUCAUCCACCCGCUUGUCAACAUGUGCCUCCGUCUUUCGUACCGCCGUGGACAUUUUUUCACGGAACUUGAGACCCAAGACUGUCCGUGCGAUAAUUUGUCAUAUCAAGGAAACCAUAACAAUACCUGGAGAGGGCCUGUGGGAGCUCCUUAGUGUGGAUUAUAUCAAAUCUUUGACGUCUCUCCUCCGCUACCCGCCCCACGCCGAGCACCUAGGUGAUGCAGAUUGGGAAAGUCUAGUCGAUUUCUGUCUCACAGCGAUUAAUGGCAACGAUAAUGAGGAGAGUGAACUCGGAAUCCGCAGCAGAUACCAGCCUGCCUUUGAAGAUUCGCGGGAUAAUAGUGACGGCCGCUCAACCCCUUCACGAAUGACCCCUUCACGGACAACGCCCACCCCAAUCACUAGAGAAAGAUACCUGGGCGAUAUGAAUGCCAUUGGAGAAGUUGUAGUAUGUAUUCAGCUUCUGAUGACUUGCUGUCCCAGUGCGCCUGUUCAGGUUGCCGCAGAGGCCAUUCUGCAUGGACUUGUGGAGUUUGUUAAGUCAUCCUCAACGAUGGCUGGAAAUUCACAUCAACUGGCAUUCAGUAGCAUCAAUACAGUUGUUUUCAAAGUGUUGUUUGAUCAAUCCGGGUUGGCCAAAUCGUCCCUGAUGAGCCUCAUUCCAGUAAUCCGUCGCCUAUGGUCCACUAAGCUCCAAAGUCUGAAAGAUGAGUUGCUUAUCACGUUGAUGCUGUGCGUCAUUAUUCUUAUCGACGAGAACGAAAAGAAUCCUUCGGAAACGUUGGCUCAAAUGACCGAGGGGCUCAUAGAAUGCCUUCAUUCUGAGUAUACCAAACGACCUGAAAAGGACUUGUUGCAAAUUGAUGAAAUAGUCUUCUGCCGAGCAAGUGAAAAUAGAAGUCAGCCAAUCUUUCGGCCACGCCUGGGAAAUGAUCGGUCAGAACACAACUGGACUACUCUCUGGGUCUUGGCAAAUCUGUUGAAAUUGUCAGAAACCCUAGUUACUUGUCUACCAAGCGAAACAUCCACUCGUGAAGCACCAACUAAAAGGCAGCGUGUUAAUUCUGGAAUCGAAGACGUUUUUCGAGAUUCAGUAUCUGCAACAGGGACACGGAGAAUCUGUGCGCUCCAAUUGAUUCCCUUUCUUGAAGGUGAUAUUGAUAUCGAAAGGAAGGAAUUUUUCGUUCAGAGGCUUGCCCCAAACAUUCUGGAUGACAACGGCGCAGUGUCUUCUUGGUCCCUAGUGGCUUUCGCAAGUGUUGCAACUGGCGCUGAUGCCAAACACCCUCUAUUAAAAGGACAAUGGCCACGCGCGGUGGACUUGACAACCCGAGCAUUCUCUUCAUCGACCACAUCUCGAGCCGCCUGCUAUCUGAUGAACUCAAUAAUUGAGGCGGACCUUCUGGAACAUUCAUUUGUCACAGAAACAAUACGAACAUUAUUGUCUUCUGCAAGUUUGAACGGCCCUUCUACAAUCUCAGACUCAUCUCUUGGCCUGUGGUCAUUAAUAGCACGAAAGAGAACACAAAUCCGCCCCGAGUCAACCAAUGCAUCUAAGCAAAUCUGUAGUUGGCUGAGAGAAGUGUGGACAAUAGGCACAGUCACGGACCGGGCUCAAACGGCUCAAGUCGCAUUGUAUGCGCGCCCACUAGAAUUGCUUAAUCUUUUUAUGGCAUGCACGAAUCGCAGUUUUGAUAUUCCCCAUUAUCAACGUACUGGACCUACCGGACUGAUCGCCAGGGCAUGGUUUUUCUUGCACGAAAAUCAAGAAAUCAUGGCAUAUAUCUUCAAAAUAAAAGAUUCUUUUAACCGUUCAAACCCUUGGAGCUAUGAGAAUCUAUGGCCAUUAUCUUUUUCAAGCCGCCAAGACGAUGACGACUUCGUGGUCAUUGAGAUCCUACGCUCAAAGUCCGAAAUGUUCCUUCAAACAUGGAAAACUAUGACCGAUGACAAGUCACUUCAUAUUACUACGGAUAUUCUCCAAAUAUUGAUAUCUUUUUGCGUUACCUCCGCCCUUUUUGGAAAAUGUCUACCCCAGAAGUCGGCUUCUGCCCUCCAAGAUAUUCAAAACAACUGCCAUUCCCUGUGGAAUAGUAUUUGUGAGUUCUUGGCGGCCCACGAAUCAACUGCCAUGCAAGCUUGUCUUGAAAUUCUGUCACCGAUUAUUUCCUCUGUCUCUACCAUCGAGACGGCUUCCAUUGCUUGGAGGGGGUUGUCUCCUCUCCUUUUCCCGUUGGCGACUAUACUUGAGACCAAUAGGAAGGCAGUGAGAGGAGGCGAUCUUGCGUUGAAAGAUUUUAUGGAUUUGGACAAUCGAGUGUCAACCCCCGCGAGCUAUAUUUCUGCAGACCAAAUUAUUCUUGCUCAGAAUCGAGGCUCUUCACCCUUGAUUCAAGAUACGGCAACUUUUCAGCGUUCGAUGACUAUUCAAAUUUCCAUUUUACUUAAAACUGACUCUGGAAGUGGCAUACCUGGAGACUUUCCACCCUCGGUCCUAGUUGAUUAUUUAAACACUCUCGACGAGUCUGACCUGUUAUCUUCACAUUACCUCCUACCACAGAUCUAUCAUGCUUGCUCAGAAUUUCCUCGACAUGAAAUACUUCGCAUUCUGGAGUACUUGGGGGAGAAGUGCCUUCAGUCAUAUGAAAUGGAGCGUUGUGAAGCUUCUCACAAUCUGUGCAUUGCCAUGAUGACUUGUUUCGUCAAAUCUUGGACAAAUAUCCUAAAUGAUACCCUCAACGAGUCCGCUUUGGAUAUGUACAGCUGGUUUAUGGAAGCCCUGCUGGCCAGGAAGAGAGCCUCACACAACGUAUACAUUGCUUUGUCGAAGCUUGUCCAAGCUGUUCUUAUUUCUCGCCCUUCCUUUGGCAGCGAGGAAUCUUUUCCAUCACCUCGCACCAGCCUGUUUACAAUUCUCCAAGAAUGCGACAUUCAAGUCAAACUCAGCGUUGGGAAAUUUAUUCCGACAUUGUUUGAGCGAUUCAUGCUCAAAGACCAUGAUACUAUCUUUGAUGACGUACUGGAAAGCUUGCCCAGGGAUCCGGAUUGGAUCGAGGGGAUUGCCUUGCGUCUUUUCGUCCUCUCCAAACUGGCGUCCAAGUGGCAUACCUUGUUGCGCAGAAGUAUUUACCACAUGUUUGAGACACCGGCCCAUGUCCCUCUUUCCUUGCCAUAUGCUCAAAAAUGCAUGAAAAUGGUUUCGACUACUCUUGGUUUGAAGGAUGCUCGAGAGUUGUUCCGCCUUUUUUCGUCCCAAACACUCUAUACUUGGACAGAGACCCAGAGCUUCGCUUCCAUCCCAUUUAGUAUCUUCGGGUAUGAUAACCUCAAGGAAAUGUUGAUUGAUGUGAAGGAUGAGAUAGUUGGGCAAAUGAUGAUGCGAGCGAAGGAUUCUGAAACGGAGGAGUUGGCAAAAUAUCUUGAAAUGGCUCACAUUGAACUCAUCAAAACAUCAUUCUACAAAGCAGAGGCGUACAGUAUCGCACGAGACAUCAGCACGCCGCCUGGACAAGGAAGCCAGCCGAAAGGAGUGGAAAUCAAGCUUAGAAAGCUUUUAGGACCCGAAGGAUUUCUGGCGGAGAUCGAAACUCAUUUCCCUCAGAUCAUUGCCUCUUUUUUCAAAUCUCUCGACCGUUACGAUCAGGUCGAAAAAGCUUAUUUAAGGCGUCCCAGCUUCAAGUAUGCACUCGACAUUCAAACCCAGAUUGCAAGCAAAACUCCCUCUCAAAUUCCGCUUCCUGCAAAUCAGCAACCUUCCUUCCGAGCUCGUUACCUACUGGAUGAACUAGAGUUUCUCUGUAAGCGUGCUGGAUUUGAACUUGAGUCAAUAUGGACACCAACUUUGGCAUCGUUUGUUUGUCGAUCAUUACUGGAGUCAAUACACCCCGCGUUGGGGUCUCUGCAUACUUGCUCCGUUAUCCGGAAGAUCAGGAUCCUUGUUUGUUUGGCUGGUCCUAUCAUGCUUGAAGAUUACCCCCUCGAGAUGUUGCUUCAUGCCCUUCGGCCCUUUCUAGUUGAUAUUUACUGCUCCGAAGAUGCCCUAGGGAUAUUCUGGUACCUUUUAGAAGCCGGGAAAUCAUACCUCAUCCAAAAUCCCGGCUUGACGGCUGGAAUAUGCAUCUCGACUUUGAUGACGCUACGAAGAUUAUUUUCAUCAUCACCAGAAACGACAGCACAGCAGAAUCAAUACCAAAUAGUGACCUCGAACGCUCGAAAAUUUCAGCAAUGGGUCUUUGAAUUUGUUGAGAGUUGCAUCACUUCGGAUUGGACGAUAGAGGUUAAGGCAAUGUUUUCUCAGCUACUCAAUCUGGCUCAGAAUCUAGCCUCACAGGAUGACCUUGCAAGUCGAAAGAGCGAGAAGGAUAUGGUAUUCCUAGUAUUUCAAGAUCGAGACUCAAGUCAGCCUUUGUUGAGCCGAUCGGUAGGAGAUCUUAUUCUGUCGCUUCUGUGCUCUGAGUUUAAAGGAAAAAGCAUGGAUGUUGAUAACCCCAGUGAUGACCAUCUGGAGUCGGCUUCUCAUCUUGUUUCUUUGUGGCAUACUCUUCAAAAAUCCAAUGGUGGUCCUGAGUACCAGCUGUGGGCUUCGCGAGUGAUUGGUCGCUCUUUUGCAUCAACUGGAAAAAUUAACGACAGUUUACUGCGAGAACAAGACCUUUCGUUGUUCCAUAAAUCCGAGUUGGGUGAGCAGUCCGACCCCCUUUGCCAAUCCAAAGCAAGUAUUCUUCAGGUGCUCUGUGACAGAAUAAAGAUCCAGAAUCAUUCACAGACUGGCCUUAUUGAACGCACACUUCAACUCAUUAUCAGCAGCAUCACAAAGUUUCCAGAUUACCAAGCAUGUGUAGCGGUCAUUCCGGAGUCACUGAUGAAAGCUCUUAUCUGGGAGCCAUAUACAUGCCCUACAAUAUCUCUUGCCACGGCAGAGCUUGAAUUAUGCAAUCAGGUCAAAAGUCCAGCUGCCGAUCUGUCAGUUGCUGAAUGGGCUCGCAACAUCUGCCUGUGGUUAUCUAAUGCCGUUAUUGAAGAUCCAGUCAUUGGAUUUUUACCCAAAGUUUUGAGUGUGAUUCCUGGAUUGGCUGUGCAAAUUUUACCGUAUAUUGUCCAUGACGUGCUAUUAACGGAAUGGAGCGGUCGAGGUCAAACCAAAAGAGCCAUUUCCCAAAACUUCAAAGAAAUAAUGAGUCAUGUUCACCCGGAGACAAUGCCACAUGCUCGCCUUGUGAUUAACUGCAUCCUGUAUCUCCGCAACCAACCCGUGCCUGACGAAUCAACAAUUGUUUCCCGUGACGAAUGGCUUGAAAUAGAUUAUGCCGAGGCAUCCUCAGCUGCCCAUAAAUGUGGGUUACAAAAGACAUCCCUGUUGUUUCUUGAGAUACAGGCCUCCAAGGUUAUUUCUGGAUCUCGUCGCUCCUCCGUGGCUAAAUUUGAACCGCCGAUCGGUCUUUUGCAUGAUGUUUUCAAGAAUAUUGACGAUCCAGACCUGUUUUAUGGAAUCCAGCAAAGUUCAUCUCUAUCGACGGUAAUGGAGCGGCUUGAGUAUGAAAGCUCGGGCCUGAAAAAUCUACUGUUUCAGAGUGCCCAAUAUGACAGUGAGGUUCAGAUGUCUGACAACGCAAAUCCUUACGGUGUUUUGAGAGCCUUGAAUGCAACGAAUCUCCAAGGCAUUGCCAACACCAUGUUGGUAGCCUCCAGCAACAUAAAGAGUCUACCGGCUUCCUUUGAUAGCAUGUUACAAGCAGCAACAAGUCUUCAGCAGUGGGAUGUUCCAGUAUCACCAUCGGAUUCUUCACCGUCAGCGAUCAUAUUCCGCACAUUUCAAAGCUUGAAUAAUUCUUCAUCAUUGUCCGAGUUCACUACCUGCCUCGAAGAUUGUCUGCUUACUACAGCCAAUACUCUUGUCGAAAGUGGGCAAUCAGCGAUACAAUUGCGAAGCACAAUGCGCGCUCUUGGAAUAAUGAGUGAAAUCUGCGAUGUGAUUCAAGCAUCAUCCUCACAGGCUUUGGAAGAGAAAUGGCAGACUAUCCUGGAUAGAAGUAGCUGGUUGAAAACCGAAAGCUAUGCCGAAGUCGGGGAAAUUCUGAGUUGGCAUGAGGCCCUUUUUUCCUCAAUACGGAAGAAUGAGUACCUGAUGUUGAAAUUUAACUUGAGCCCCCGCGAUGCACGUCUACUUGAAGCGAAGGUCUUUCGACAAUCUCUGGAAAUUACAAGAAGCCAUGGCGUUUCACAGGCAUCAUUAAAAUCGGCCAUCAGUCUAUCGAAACUUUCCGGACCCUGUGCUGAUUUGGGGAUCAAUGUUGAUGGGGUAGCAAAGUUUGACCUUGCCAACGUUCUCUGGGACCAGGCUGAGAUGACUGCAUCGAUUCAAAUGCUACAGCAAUUGAAAAGCCAAGGGGAUCUGCACAAGCAAGCAAUUCCACUAAGUCGUGCUGAAUUAUUGGUAACUCUGGGUCAUCAUGUCGCUGAAGCGCGACUGGAAAAGCCCGAAGUGAUUCUUCAAGAAUAUCUGUACUCAGCAGUCAAGGAAUUGAAAGGAGCCCCAGAAGGAGAAACAGCAGGACGCGUGUAUCAUGGAUUCGCCACUUUCUGUGAUUCACAGCUUCUGAAUUCUGAUGGCCUCGAAGAUUUCAAGCGUGUAGAGCAACUUCGUGAUCGCAAAGAGACAGAGCUGCUCGAACUGGAAAAUAUGAUGAAGAAUGCAGAAGGUCGAGAAAGAGAGAAUCUGAAAAUAUUCCGCGCGAAAGCAAAACAGUGGUUUGAUCUCGACGAUAGAGAAUACCAGCGUCUUUUACGAAGCAGGGAGGCAUUUCUGCACCAAAGUCUCGAAAAUUAUCUGCUCGCAAUGAGGGAAAGUGAUAGAUACGACAACGAUGCUCUUCGCUUUUGCGCACUAUGGCUUGACAAGUCAGACAGCAAGACAGCAAACUCAGCUGUUGCUCGAUAUCUCAAUGAUGUUCCAAGUCGGAAGUUUGCCCCUCUGAUGAACCAGUUAUCUUCUCGUCUUCUUGAUGUCUCCGAUGAUUUCCAAUCGCUACUCACAGGAUUGGUAUACAGGAUUUGCGCCGAACAUCCGUUUCAUGGCAUGUAUCAAAUAUUUGCCAGCAGCAAGUCCAAAGGCGGAAAAGACCAAUCCUCGCAUUCUCGAUUUCGCGCUGCGAACAAACUUGUUGACCGAUUAAAGAAUGACAAGAAAAUUGGUCCUACAUGGAUCGCGGUCCAUAACAUGAAUAUCACUUAUGUCCGGUUCGCGAUCGAUAAGCCAGACAACAAAUUCAAGACCGGCGCGAAGAUUCCGCUGAAGAAAUUGCCCACGGGAGAUCGUCUCGGGAAAGAUGCAGAGACCUACAAAUUGCCGCCACCCACCAUGAAAAUAGAUCUACGGGCAGACCUUAAUUAUAGUGAUGUCCCUUCUAUUGCUAGGUUUAGCCCCGAAUUCACAAUCGCAUCGGGUGUAAGCGCUCCCAAAAUUGUGACUGCUGUUGCCACCAACGGGGUUCGAUUCAAGCAAUUGUACAAAGGAGGAAACGAUGACUUGCGCCAAGACGCCAUAAUGGAACAGGUGUUUGAGCAAGUUAGCAGCCUUCUCAAAGAUCAUCAGCCCACGCGCCAGCGGAACCUGGGAAUUAGAACGUACAAAGUUCUUCCACUGACACUCAAUGCUGGGAUCAUCGAAUUUGUCCCCAACACCAUUCCCUUGCAUGACUAUCUGAUGCCGGCACACCAACGGUAUUAUCCGAAAGACAUGAAGCCUAGUGCUUGCAGGAAGCACAUUGCCGAUGUACAGACAAAGUCAUUCGAACAACGCGUCAGAACGUACCGCCAAGUGACAGAGCAUUUUCAUCCAGUGAUGAAGUACUUCUUCAUGGAGAAGUUCAAAAACCCUGAUGACUGGUUUAGUAAGCGGCUGUCGUAUACCCGAAGUACUGCUGCAAUAUCCAUUCUUGGUCACGUUCUUGGACUUGGUGAUCGGCAUGGACAUAACAUCCUGCUAGAUGAGAAGACAGGAGAAGUGGUACACAUUGACCUUGGUGUCGCCUUUGAGCAAGGACGUAUCCUACCUGUCCCUGAAGUUGUGCCCUUCCGACUGACGCGUGAUCUGGUUGAUGGCUUUGGCAUAACCAAGACCGAGGGUGUUUUCACACGCUGCUGCGAGUUUACUCUAGAAGCGCUUCGCCAGGAAUCAUACAGUAUCAUGACCAUUCUCGACGUCCUUCGGUAUGAUCCGUUGUACAGCUGGACGGUCUCCCCUCUGCGAAUGAAAAAAAUGCAAGAUGACCAGGAGGCAGGCGAAGGACCACCUGUGCUCACUGGCACGACCGACAAAACUUCACAGAAUGAACCAAGUGAGGCCGAUCGAGCCUUGACUGUUGUGGCGAAGAAACUCAGUAAAACAUUGAGUGCUACUGCUACCGUCAACGAGUUGAUCCAGCAAGCAACCGACGAGAAAAAUCUGGCCGUCCUUUACUGUGGCUGGGCAUCCUAUGCUUGA
Messenger RNA from Penicillium macrosclerotiorum, 8715 nucleotides. It is a transcript of the gene atmA, whose product is annotated as DNA-binding protein kinase TEL1. Gene Ontology annotation, biological process: DNA repair. The transcript is spliced from 9 exons. Gene Ontology annotation, molecular function: protein serine/threonine kinase activity; protein binding. NCBI's taxonomy places the organism in Eukaryota, Fungi, Ascomycota, Eurotiomycetes, Eurotiales, Aspergillaceae. Bases 1 to 8715 code for a protein of 2904 amino acids. The record is from RefSeq and is a predicted model, not a curated record.